UCGCAGGGCUUCACCUGCCACGUGCUUCCCUCCCGGGGAAACCUCCAGCAAGGGUGAUUCCGCUCCCUCCCUAGGAAGCCUCUCCCACCGCUUCCUUGUCUUUGUUCCCUGGAAGUUUUUCCCAGCGACUCCAGUUCUGCCUGGAGUUCAUGGGAGAGAUCACAGCUCCUCUGACAGCAACAGGAAUGGCAGUGCCCUUUGGCAUCCGUUGCCUGCGCUGGCCUCAUUGCAUCUCUGCUGGCACAUGGCUUGUGCCGGGGCAGCAGCUCCCUUGUCUGCACUGGAGCUGUUGGUAAAUUAUUGAUAAUAAGUGGAGUGGACCGAUGGGUGACCAGGUGGUUGGUGCAUGGCACGGUGCCUCUGUGGGGAUGGGACUGGGGCGGGAGUCCCGGCAGGAGAACUUGCGGUCAGGACUCGUGGGUGACGUUCCCCCUGGCAGCCAUAAGGAUGUCGUGGGACUGUGAGAGGAUCACAGCCAUCCCUGGCUGCGUGCAUGCUCCUGUGGGCCUGAUCCAAAGGCAGGCAUUUCUACAUGGAAUUAUUUCCGCUUUCCUGCUUUAUACCCAAUUUUCAGGCUGUGCCCAGCCCUCAAAGCCUGACAGCUCUGCAGGAGGGAUUUGUCACAGUAGGAAAAAGCCUGUUGGGACUGCCACUGGCUGGGAUGUGGCUGUCCCUUCUCACAUCCCACAGAGAAGCUUAUGGCUGUGCCGGCCAGGCUGGGCUGCUGGUGGCUUUGGAACAGUGCCUUUGGUUCCCAGACUUCACUCCCCCUUCCCACAGCCAUGGGUUUCCUCCUCACCCUUGCUCCCAGCAGUGUCAACUUGACCUCUACUCAUCCUGCGCUGGCUUCUGUGUUGACAGAGGGUUUUUUAUGUGGAACUGGAUUGGGAUGCUUCAAAAAUAUUGCCACAAACUUCUAAAAAGUUACCUAAAAAGAGCUGGAGGCUUCGUAAGAUGCUACCAGUCCCAGUCUUCCCGCACCAUAUCCCAGCCCUGCUAAUGGCUAGGAUGUGCCAAUACCUUCUCUUCCCAUUACCAGCAAAAGGGUUCUCACUUUUGGUGAGAAAAACCUUAAGGAAAGCAUGGAAGGGCAUCGGCUGUUGGCCAUUUCACUGUGUAUUACUCAAAAAUGAGUGAGAAGUUUGGAUAUUACAAAAAAAAACCACAAUGGCUUUUGCUGAUUUUUGCUCUCUUACUCUGGGACAAUUCCUCUGUGAUCCCUGGGGUUGUAUCGGUGGCCGGGCAGCAGAGUUUGGCUCUUGCUAAAUGGUUUAUAGGAUUUUUAUUUUUCAUUUAAUCAAAAACAAGAAGGGGAAAAAAUCAAAGAAGUAUUUGGUGUGGAAAAACAAAAUAUUCAGAACCCCUUAAGCUGGGCAGAGAGGGUCUCUUUGAGGGGAUGGAUGUUUUAAGGGGAAUGAGAAGUGUCCAGCUGCUGGAGCCGGGCUGAGCUGGGCACUUUGGACGUUUUGGGAAGGGAGUGUUGGUGUGAUGCUCAGUGGUGUGUGGUGCCACGGGGUGUUUGGGGUGCAGGAGGUGGGCCAUCAGCAGGGUCUGCCCUGCCCGUCACAUCUUGCACAUCACCUUGAGCUGCCCAGCAAGGUGGGCACGGAGGUUUUGUGCUCCGUCACCCACUGCAUUUUGGCACUAGGAUAAAGGUGUCCCUGGAUGCAUAAAGGUGUCAGCUCUGCAGGUUUCCCCUCGGUUUUCACCUGUUUUGAGCACAGAGAUCUUGUCUUCAGCUUUCAGUUCUCUGGUCUUUUGUGAGUCUCUUUUUUUCCCCUUUUUUCUUUGAGCAACUUGAUAAAGGAUUGCUCAGAGGUGCCAGGAGGCAGCAUGGGAAGGAAGGGGACUGACACAUUUAUCCCUGGAGAACUGGGAACAAUAGCAGUGUCCACAUUAGUAGGAGUGGAGCAAGGAUUUGGGAAGGGGCUGCAGGGAACCCUCUCUUUGCCUGCUCCAGGAAUGAGCCGCUGGCACUCAGGCUGCAGCUCCUUCCCAGCUCUCCCACUGAAAGAGCCCAAAUUAGCUGAAUCAACGAUGCCCAUGUUCAGCACCAAAUGCCACAGAACCUGUUGCCAAGGCUGGAAUUUCUCACUUGAUCGGAUUAACCUUUGUGUCCAUGCAACCAACCACAUACGUGUCACCAGCUGAGCUUUUGCCAGUUCUUCUCAGAGCAUGUGGGAUGCAUGCGAUUGUGCAGUCCCUGAUCCCACACAGAAAGUCCCUGGGGGCACCUCAGAAAGAGCUGCUGGACCCUCAUGUCCCACUUGUUGGUGGCAUGGCUGGCAACCUGGCUAUGCAGGAGGUGCUCCGCUAUUCCUCUGGGCAUGAGAACAGGUGGAAUGAGUCUGGAUGCUCUGGGAAUCAACUCUGUUGAGUUAAAUGACGCUGAACAUGAUCUUGUGGGAGGAACUGGGAGUGACGACUCAAAUCCAUGUUUUGAAAAAGCCUGUGGGUGAGCGUCUCAGCAUCACGUCCCAGCCAGGGUAUCAAGGCUGCAGUGGUCUGGGCAAUCGCUUCCCAAGGAGCUGAUGCUCUCAUUGUGAAGGUGUGAAGGACUUUUUUCCCCCAAAUCCUUAUGUGGCGUCUCCCAGUGCAGCCCCCAUCCUCUGACAUGUCUUUGCUUGUGCUGUUGGGAAGGGAAGAAAGAACUUGAAGCCAGAGACAAAGGCAGUCAUUCCAUGGGCUUCUUCCUGGCACCACCAAACGGAGGGGUGUCUUGCUGCUGCUUCCUUCAGGAGCGAGAGUGGGCCUUCUGCGAUAAUUCCUGAUGUUCAUUAUUUAUAGAGAAGCGAAAUUGAAUUAUUAAUACAGAAAAUUCAGAUAACAUUAACAAUUCUCCGUUUAUAACGGUUUCCCAUUAAUAAGGAAAAUUGGAAAUUUAUCACUACAUCUGUUCAUUAAAACUCACUAUUUUUUUUUUUGCUUUUGGUGUCUUAAAUGAAAGCAGAGAAAUAAACGAAGAGGGAAAGCCAUUUAUUCACUACUUCUCUGGGCAAAGUCAGCCCAUAAUUUUUAAUAAAGUCUUUGCUGUUGUACGUGGAGGGGAAGCCAGGCUGUAAUGAAAGCAGCUUUCCAGCCAUGUCUGUGGCGUUCCUUGACCGUAGAACAAAUACUCAGAAGCACGUCCCGUUUCUUCUCUUUGUGGGAAUCUUCAAACUGCGUGAUAGUUUGCUUGUUUCCCUCCCUCCCCAGCAGCUCUCCUUGCUUUCACCAUGUGUUGUUCCCGGCUCCGAGGAGUGAAUUUUAACGCCUCCCCUGCUUCUUUCAGAGAUGGCGGAUUCCUAUACCUGCAAAGGUGGAAGGAAAACUGCAGCCUCUAACAAACCUGCUGCCAGCAAAGAAAGCAGGACGGAGACAAGGAUAAACCCACCGGCAGAGCUGCCCAAGCUGGAAAAUGCGACCAGUGACAAAACUGAAGGCAGGAAGAAAGGACGACCCAAGGCCGAGAAUCAGGCACUGAAAGACAUCCCUCUCCCCCUGAUGAAUCAGUGGAAGGAUGAAUUCAAAGCCCACUCCAGGGUGAAAUGUCCCAAUUCAGGCUGCUGGCUGGAGUUCCCCAGCAUUUAUGGCUUGAAGUACCACUAUCAGCGCUGCCAAGGGGGUGCGAUCUCGGAGAAGCUGACGUACUCAUGCUCGUACUGUGAAGCUGCCUUCACCUCCAAAACCCAGCUGGAAAAGCAUCGGCUCUGGAAUCACUUGGACCGGCCAGUGCCAACCAGCAAAGCAGAAAACAAAGUGCCCAAGGCCAUUGGGAAGAGCAGUGGAAAGAAAAGAGCUGCUGAGAGUUCAGCUUGCCCCACCAUCCAUCCCAAACAGCCAAAGACGGAAAAAGCUGUGGCCCAGGAGCACACGGAGAAUGGCGAGUGCCUGGCGGAGAGCCGGGAGAGCAAGGAGUUCCAGAUCGCCGCGGCCGAGGCGAUGGCGGCCGCCACCCCCACGGCCAAGUCCUCGAGCGGGAAGGACGCCGGGCAGCAGCGGGGCAGCCAGGCCUCGCUGCAGGAGGAAGACCCUGAGAGGAUGAAGCACAAGUCAGGAAGGAAACAGAAAACUCCUAAGAAGUUUACGGGGGAGCAGCCGUCCAUCUCGGGGACAUUUGGACUGAAAGGUCUUGUCAAAGCAGAGGACAAGGCAAAAGCCCAUCGAGCCAAGAAGUUGGAGGGAAACACCAGUAUGGAGGAGCUGAAAAAGAAAUCUCCAGGAGUUGCUGUGAAGAAGGAAACUGCUGUGCACCUACCAGCAGCAAACCCAGAGGACCAGUGGCAGCGGGAGAUCAGCGAGAAGGGGGAAGUCUCCUGCCCAACCUGCAGUGUUAUAACCAGGAAAACUAUUGUGGGGCUCAAAAAGCACAUGGAUGUCUGCCAGAAACUGCAGGACGCCUUGAAGUGUCAGCACUGCAAAAAGCAGUUCAAGUCUAAAGCUGGGCUGAAUUACCACACCAUGGCUGAACAUGUCAGCAAGCCUGUUCCUGUGGAAACUGCUGGACUUGGCGAACAGGAAGAGCGGGAAAGGCUGAGGAAAGUGCUAAAGCAGAUGGGAAAACUGAAAUGCCCCAAUGAGGGCUGCGUGGCCAACUUCUCCAGCCUGAUGGGUUACCAGUACCACCAGAAGCGGUGUGGGAAGCAGCUCACCGAGGCCGACAAGCCUGUUUUCAGCUGUCCACACUGCAGCAAGAAGUACAAAUCAAAGGCUGGCCACGACUACCAUGUGCGGUCAGAACACACGGCCUCGGUGAGCCCCCCGGAUGCUUCCGCAGCCCGAGGAGCUGGGCCACCUCCCCCUGGGGGGGACUGCAGAGCUGCUGCGGAGCCCGUGGGCAGGACAGAGCCGGGCAGGGCCGGGCCGGGCAAGCCUCCGGAGGAGCCAGAGGUGAAGCAGGAGCCUGCUCCCAUAGAAGAUUUCGAGAGGACCCCGAGCGGCCGCAUCCGUCGGACGUCGGCCCAAGUGGCCGUCUUUCACCUCCAGGAGAUAGCGGAGGAUGAGCUCGCCAGGGAUUGGACCAAGCGGAGGAUGAAGGAUGACUUGGUGCCUGAAACGAAGCGGCUCAAUUACACCCGACCAGGGCUUCCAAAGCUCAAUCCCAGGCUGCUGGAAAACUGGAAGAACGAAGUGAAGGAGAAGGGCCGCAUCAACUGUCCCAACAAUUUCUGUGAAGCCAUUUACUCCAGCGUCUCGGGGCUGAAAGCUCACCUGGCCAACUGCAACAAGGGAGACCACUUGGUGGGCAAGUACCGCUGCCUCCUGUGCCAGAAGGAGUUCAGCUCCGAGAGCGGCGUCAAGUACCACAUCAUCAAGGCUCACUCGGAGAACUGGUUCCGAACCUCCUCAGAGGCCAGCCGGAAAAAGAAAAACAGGGAACAGCUUUCUUCCAGCAAAGAGGAGAAAAAGAAAAGCACAAACGGGAAGAAAAGAGGGAGGAAACCCAAGGAGAGGCCUCCAGAAAUGUCUCCAAAGGGUAAAGAAAGCGUGGCAGCAAAGACUAAUCACAAGAAAACCCUCGAGCACUGGGAAGGCUCCCGGGGCAGCCCCGAGGGGGACGAGCAUGUCCCCAAGCCCCCAGGCCAGCGGAAGGGAGGAGCCAGCAAGAUGCCUGAGAAAUGAGCAGCUCAGAGACUCAUGUCCAAGGAUUCGUUUACAGCCCAGGGUAACAGGGUGGGGGUCUCUCCCGGUUUUAUGUCCUCUCCUUCCCAAUCCCACCUCCCUUCCCCCCACCCUCCUCUCACCCUCUUUUUACAAAAAGAAAGGAAAAAAAAGAAAAAAAAAGACAGAAAAUACCAAUUAACCACUUUAAACAAGUCACGGACCUUGUUUCACACUGGAAAACAAACAGGAUCAAGGAAGCUGGACCGUUCUCCACCCCCUGCCUCUGUACAUACCCCUCGGUGGGACCCCGCUGCCUCUCCCAGCCCGUGAUUUCCCUCCCCUGCGCCAAACUGGUGACGCUUGAGUGAAAGAGAAGUGCAAUAGCAGCGGGUCCCGUGGAUGGGGACCCUCCGCCAGCAGCAUCGUGCCGAGGCAGGGAGCUGCCCGCCUGCCUGGCAGCCUCCAGCGGGCCCCAGCCUUCCAGCUCCAGGGCAAUGUUUCCAAAGAUGUUUGACCUGGUCGGGCAGAGGGUCCAGCAGCGGAUGCCGGGGGGGGUCGGCAGCACUUUCCCCGCUGCCUCAGGUCGAGGGUGAAUGCGUUUGGCAGGGAUCGGCUCCGUGGGGUGUCGGUUUUGCAGGGUUUGUCUCAGCGGCGCAGGCAGAGGAGGGAACAGGGAACGCGGGCACGGAGUGUGACCAGGGCUGGGGGUGCGGGGGGCGAGAGCGGGAGGUGGGACUGGUCGGGUUGGAGGGUUUAAUGGAAGGUUGGGGGAAUGUUGUGGGCACCGUGGAGCGUGGCAGUGCGACCAAGGAGGGGGCGCAGUGAGGGAGCUGUGCUCGGAUUGUAUUUGCAAACGCAGCUGGCGGUGCCGGGGUCAGGGGGAGAUGGCAGCCAACAACCUGCCCCCCCAACCUGGGGGGGCAUCCAAGGGUGGUUGAGAGUCCCAUUGUGCUCUAUCCAAUCACACUAAAGGGAGGAAUGGGGUCUCGGUUCCCCAGUUGCAGCCGUGGGAGGUGUGUGAUGGGGACGGGGCAGCAUCAAGUGACAAUCACGGGUCCUGCUUUGGGGCGAGCCCAGCCGCUGCCCGGCCACCUCUCGCUCCCCUCGUCCCUCUGGGCUGGGACCCGCUGUGGGGGGAGUUCCUGCUCCCAAAGAUGCAUCUGAGCCCCCGAUCAUCCCCCUCGGGAUGGGAGGUCCCUGUGGUGCCGUCCCUGCUUGUGCUCUUCCCCGGGCUCUUCUUUGCACCUGUGCUGACACGGUCAUCACACCUCACUCCAGCCCAGAGGGAACCCUCCCUCCCUGGACCAGGACAUAAUCCGUCUCCAGACAAAACCAGGCUACCUCGGUCCUUGGGAAACAGGCAUGUUUCCUCUCGGUAACAGAACAGAAAACCUUAAUUCGAUUUUUUCCCUAUGCAGAGCCAGGAAAGUGGCAUCGGAGGGAGAGCUUCUGCUUUUGCUUUAAUCAGUUCAAACCUCAAUCCUCGCUUUCCGAGGAGUCGCUGCUCCUUGCUGCCCGCUAGAGGCUUGGUAUCAUUCCCUGGCUUCGAGCAGCGGCUCAGUCAUAAUUAACAUCCUCCACUGGCAGGUUAUUCCAGCCGGGCAGGGAGGGGGAAUGGUGGUGGCUGAAGCCAGGGCUUCUCGGGGAGCCAGGUCUCCUGCUCUGCCCAUGGCUCUGGCCCCUGGAUCCACGCUCUGCAUUACCCAGUGAGCUGGGCACGUGCCUGCGGGUGAGGGAAUGUGCUGGAGCACUGCUGGCUGCGCUGGGCCUCGAGGCAAUUAGUGAGAAAGCUUAAUUAGUCACUGCGACGAAGCCUGGUCACUGCUUGCUCUUCAUUGGAUCUGUGUUUGGAUGCUGUCACCGGGGCAGAUCCUGCCUCCCCGGGGAAGGGGGAGAGCUCCAGGAGGUGUAGGAUGUGCACGCUCGGAGCUGCUCGCUCUUUGUCACCAUGGGGACGUUGGGGCGCUGUCCUGGCAGUGGCGUGCUCUGGUGCUGAGCCUGUGUGCCCUCAUCAAAGCCACAAUGGGUGGGAGGGCAGUGACCCCCCACCCCCAGAGGGUGUUUGGGGGGCACACUGGGGCUGCUGGGGAGGCCAGCAGCAGCAGGAAGGGGACAGCGGGCAGAGAUGGGGACCUGGCACUGAAAUCUCUGCAAAGGGGCAGAGGGAGCCGCUGCAUCCCAAAAUCAUGUCCCACCACCGAAGAAAGCCCUCGGGAAAACUUCAUGUCCUGACCCAGGGAGGGGUGACCCAGGUGGCCUGGGCUGCUGGCUCGGACGGUCACCACACAAUCCUCACCGCCUCCCCCUGGGCAGAGCCUGGGGCUCCGUUCUCAUUAAUGUGCAAUUAAUUGGCUUCUCGUUGAUUAAAUUAAGAGGCAGCACUGUGCUCCAUGUGGGGGGAGCCCUGGGAGCUGCUCAGGGCAGGGGAGACCCAGGGAAGGGCCGGCUUGGGGAGUUGUCAGGGAGUCCACAUCAAAACCCAACAUCUGCUUCCUUAACAAGAGUGUCUGCAAAGGAGCAUCCUGAGAGGAGCAGGGACAGCUGUGGUGACCUCACAGAGUGACACCAGCCUGGAGGGGACCCCAGGGACCAUCUGGGAUCUUGGGGUCAGCAGCAGGAGCGGCAGUCCUGGUGCUGUCCCUGUCACCCUCAGACCUGGGAAACGUGCACAGCCCCGGUGAGGGCAGCACUGCGGUCAGUUGGGAAUUUCCGUGAGAAAAUGAAAUCUUCAAGGGUUUUUUUUUCCCCUGAAAAGGUGUUUUCCCCACUAGUCAUCACUCAGAGAGGAACAUGUUCCCCCACUUUCUCCAUGAGACAUCCUUAACUCUCCUGCUUGUCCGGGGAAGGUUCCAGAGCAAUGCCAGGACCCCAGCAGCUGCCAGCGAGUGGGCAGGGCUGAGUGACACCACAGUGGCAUUGCUGGGGCCAGCGGGUUGUGCCCCUUCAGGUGCUCCUAGUGAGGCAGCACCAGCUGGGAAACCACCUUGAUCCAGAGGGAUGGGCAGAGGCUGCAGGACCAGAUGGGGGGACAAGGUGUCCUGUCCCCUUCAUCCCCUCAUCUGCAGGAUUUGGGAGUUUUGUCACCCUGGGGACAGUGACACUGUGGUCCCACACCUCCGCUGUUGUGGAAAGCCACCAUCCCGUCACCCGUGUCCCCAAGGAAAGGGCUAAACCUCUGUGGGAGCAGGGAUGGACUGCAACUCCAUGGGAAGACCUCAUGGAAGGCUUCAGUCAUGAGGGGCUGCUGUGGCUGAGGAACCCCUGGCACUGACACCACACCCCGGUGAGGGUGGCUGUGCUGUGCCGGCUCCAGGCGGGAAGCGAGGGCCAAAUCCAGCCACAGUGGAUGGAGCUGCCUGGGCCUGGAGCAUCUCUCACACCCAGGAACCUUGGGAGGAGCAUUUUGUUCUUUUCUUUCUCUCCUCGUGACACCCAUCCCACGGCAUAUCCGAAUGUUUCUCGUCGAUGCCAGUUAUUAGUGCAUAAGUGUAUUUUGGGGAAAAAAUGAAAACAUUAAAAAAAAAAAUAGGAAAAAAAAAAGAAUUUUCAAUUUAUCACUUGUAACCAUAUAUAUAAAUAUAUAAAUAUAUAUAUUAAAAAGUGUUUAUUUGCAAAAAAUAAAAUUGUUUUAACGGUAAACUAUCUUAUAAUAAACUCCCGAUUUGUGACGAUCUGUUCUUUUGUUAAUCAUUGACAAAUCCUCAGUUGGAGAGUACUGUCCGAGCAGCUCUGAGCAGCCGAGCCCCUGCGGAGGCGCUCCCUGUACUGUAUGUAUGAAACAGCUGUAUCGAAUAAAUGGUUAUUGAUUUUUUAUUA
Molecule: messenger RNA, 9399 nt
Organism: Neopelma chrysocephalum (saffron-crested tyrant-manakin)
Lineage: Eukaryota; Metazoa; Chordata; Aves; Passeriformes; Pipridae
Gene: ZNF512B
Product: zinc finger protein 512B
Exons: 16
Coding region: 3274-5601 (775 amino acids)
Molecular function (GO): zinc ion binding
Source: RefSeq, a predicted model, not a curated record